Messenger RNA from Triplophysa rosa, 3553 nucleotides. RefSeq lists its product as uncharacterized. The transcript is spliced from 7 exons. Lineage: Eukaryota; Metazoa; Chordata; Actinopteri; Cypriniformes; Nemacheilidae. The record is from RefSeq and is a predicted model, not a curated record. Bases 44 to 1015 code for a protein of 323 amino acids.
GCUGCAUUUCAGUCUCUCAGAAUCUCUACCAAACGGUUCAGAUAUGUUUCAGAUGGUACAGCUGCUCUUCUCCUCUGGACUCGACAGUCACAGUAAAACCAGCAAAUCUCCUCAGACCAGACCAGACUGGACUCACAGUUCACAGGACUUUCUCAGACAUGUGGGACAGCUGAGCGGCCUGAAGGUGUUUCAUAACCUGCGUGUACCGAACCAGUGCGAGGCGGCCGGAGACGAGAUCAAUCUGGUGUUGAUCACAGGUCACGGUCUGUUCUGUGUGGAUGUGAAGACGUGGAGCGGUUGUGUUUCGGCUCAGAAUGACAUUCACUGGCACGUUCAGGUGAAAUCAAAAGCGCAGAUCUCAGUGGAGCAGGUGCCUGACGCUCUUCACAUCAUCACCGCGAAGGCUCGUAACCUCCAUUGUCACAUGAAGCGCUGCGGGCUGAACGUUCGGACGGAUCAGUUUUUUCCCAGAAUCCUCUUCUUGUCUCCAGACUGUGUGCUGAGUGAAGAGUUGAGGAUGAAGAAGGAGCUCGUGAGUUACGCUGAUGUCCCAGAGUUCCUCUGCUCGCUCCGAGAAACAUUCACCGCCUGGCUGCCGGAUGUCUUCACACCGUCCUGGAUCUCAGGUCAUUUGUCAUUCAGACAGAUGAGAGCGGCUCGUGAGUGUCUGCGUGUCAUGAGGACGUGGGAUCUGCUGCAGCUGGUCAGCGGUCAGGAACUGAAGGGAGAUUAUCAGAGCUGUACACACCUCGCUGUACAACGACACGAGACUGAAGUACUGCACUUCAGCAGAGACACAACCCUACUCACACACACACUCUACAGCCUGCUCGGACUCACAACACAGGUGACCGUCCGGAUGUAUAAGCGUGGAGCUGAAGGAUGGCUGGGUAAACAUCUGGUCGCCACGGCAACCAUCCCUUCAGCCACACAGGUGAUUUUCAGGAUCAGUGGAGAAGAAUCAGACAGUCAGUUUCCAGUGAAAAGCAUCAGCUGUAUGACACUCAGUAUCUGACUGAUGGGGAUGGAUUGAGCUUUACUUCAUACUGAUUUGAUCAAUAUAUAGAAGCAUGCAUAUAUAUACUGUAUAUAUAUACUGUAUAUAUAUACAUUAUUUAUAAAAAAGAUCAUCUGCUUUCAGUCAAAGUCUGGUUUCAUAUCUCAGAGAGAGAGAGAGAGAGACUUCAUCUCUACAGAUCAAGCAGAUUGAUUGAUUCAUUCAGAUCACAACAGCAUCUUUACUUCUGCAUUGGAAAAAAUGCAACUUCAAACGCUGACUUAUAUUUUUAAGUUAAAUUAAUUUAGUUGUGUCCCAAAUGACAUACUAUACACUAUAUGCACUUAAACUAUGCGACCGUAAAGUGUGUCAAGUGUCCACAGUUCCACACUUCAUGUUUUCGAUUGAAAAAACGGCAUCAUCCGGGAACUUAAAGUGCACUUAUCUUUUGAGAAAUUUCAAUGUAAAUGCACUACUCACAUUAUAAAAUACUUCAAAAUGGGGUAGAAUAGUGCAUAAGUGCGCGAUUUGGGACACACCUUAGGUGCAUUUUGCAUAGCUUAUAAAAUUAAGUUAAUAGAUUUUUAUGUCAGUUUAAUAUCAAGUUUUUUUUUCUUUUGAAUUUCUUUACAGUGCACUACCAUGAUGAAAUGAUAGAAGAGUUAGGUUCAUGCUUCAGUUAUCAGCACACAAACACACAUUCACCAGCACAUUUAUUCUGUCAUAACAGAAACUCACGAAAGAUCACAUAUACAAGAAAACAUCAAUACAUGAUGUGUGAAGGUGAAGUGUGUUACUUUGUGAUCCCGAUGACAUUAAGAAAUGUCAUAACAUUGUAUUUUAAAAUAAAUGUAAAAACAUUAAAAUUAUGCAUUUAUUUGGUCUUUUUUCACCUUAUUUGGCUCUAAAAUUACUCAUUCAUUUGAAAUAAAAAUAACCUUUUUUAGUUAUUUUCACUUGAACAAAAUAUACUCAUAAAAGUAUUCAUACAACUAUUAAAACCUUAAGUCCUAGUUCUGUUUCUGGAGAUGGAAUCAAAAUAGCAGUUAUACAAACCAUAAACACCUCUAGUCUGGAGAUAGGCUGAACUUUAAUAAUAACAUUUUCACAAGUUGAAUUUGUUGAAUAAAAAAAACUCUGUGUUGGUUAAAACUGUGGGAAAAAAUAUACCAAAUCUGACCUUUCUGUAAGGAAAAGACAAAAGUAAUUUAUUUGAGAAAUAAACAUCACAUGUCAGGUAGAAGAUCUCAGGGUGUGUGUUACAGUAAACUUCUUUGCCGUCAUUCUGCUCGAAUUGAAAACUUCACUGUCACAAUGUUUUGUCUGAAAGCAUCAACAAUGUUAAUCUGAUAUUGAAGUGUGUGUUUGUUUUGUACAGUGAAUUAAAUGAAAACAAAAUUGCUGUUAUUGGCUCAUUAAUUCUUUGUGUAUGUGUGAGUGGCUGUAUUUAUUUGACAGUAGAACAAUUGCUUCAAUUUAAACAAUUCAGCUCUUUGUGUGUGUGUGUGUGUGCGCGUGUUUAUAGGCUCAUCACUUCAUUUAUGUGUGUAUGAAUGAUCUGUAUUGUGUUGGAUUUAUUGAUGUUUCAUUUAUAAAUAAUAUGUCUUAUUUCCCAUUCAUUUUCUAUGGUUGCUCAAUUUUUGUCCAGGCUUCAAACUGUUGUCUGUUCUUUAGCUGUUCAGGGGCAGACUUAGGAAAAAUAGCUUGUGCUGCUCAUUCAAGAAAAUCAAUGUUGGUAUUAAAAAAAUUAUUUUGCCCAAAUGUUUCUCCAAGGUUGUUUUAGAGUUAAACGCUGAAUUUGAAGACUUCUGUUUCACUCACUCUGACACUUUUUAUUUACUGCAGAAAAAUCACAUAUAACAAGAUGUCUUGACUCUGCAGGAUUACAAGAAAUGAAAUGUUUUGUCUUUAAAUGUAUGAAUUGUGUUUAAAUUAUUUAUAAAAUAAAUACAUUUGACCAAUUCAGCGAAUGGAUCAGUCAAGAAAAUGCAAAUCGAUUUAUACUUGCUUCCCUUCAGUGCUGGUGUGCAAAAUAAAAAAAAUCAUAAUGCUGAAAAUAAAAUGUGUCCCUUUUUUGUCAGUGUUAUUUGGUAAAUAUGAAUACUUAUGAAUUAAACCCAUGUCUAUUGUUAAACCCUUCAGGAGCAGAACUGAGAUUCACUGCAUCAGUUUUCCUAACAGUGACUAAAAACCUUUAUCAGUUCAUCCAUUACUCGUCAUUCAAUUAACACGCACGCACACACACACACACACACACGAUUCAUUUUUAAUGCAAACACUGCAGCUUGUACACAACACACAGAUCCGGAGUUAUGAUCCGGCACAGUUAUGAUCAACACAGUUAUGAUCCGGAGACUUUACUCCGGAUCAUAACCUGAAACUACAGGCAAUUAAGAAUGAUGUGAAAAGAACGAGAAUGAGCACAAUAACACACAAAAAAAAUAAGAUGACAAUAUAAAAGUUUAUUAAACUGGUUUUGUUGACAGAAAAGAAUAAAAAUGAAGACAAACAGACAUUGAAAGUAGAAACAGACGUCCUGAUCAGAGCAGACUUCAC